UGCCAUACACUUAUAUUCUUUUGCAAUUUGCAAGCGCACCUGAAAUUCAAAACUUACUGGGGCCCAGAGCAAUGUAUUAUCUUUGGGCCUCUUCUGCGCUCUGCGGAACAGCAAGACAACUGCAAAGGUAUCAGCUACAUUACCUGGGAGAGGAGUUGGGUUACCUGCGACAGGUAACUAAUUAAUUCUCAAGGAAGAGGAAGAGCUGGGUUAUCUCCACCCCACCACCCGCUGUACAGAUCUCCAAUUGGUGAGGCUGCUGCCUCCCCACCUGAGGCCGACCAGGAGCCAGGAAUAUUCUGAAAUCAUUUUGCAGCCAGGUGGUACCUACUGUAAGAACACACCUUUGCCACCGUGCACACCUGCAUCAAAACACAAGCCCAAGAAUAUCCACGGGACUUCAGCCAAAUCGAGUCCCGAAAGACCAGACCGGCUCGUAACCCCACCCCGAGAGAUCACCACAGAGAGCAACAUGAAGAGCCUGAAAGCCAGGUUCAAGAAGGUUGACAGCCAAGACUGGAACAAGAAUGACGAGAAGCUCCUGCAGGCGGUGGAAUUCAAUGAUGCAGACCGAGUCUCCUCUCUCCUGCUCCGGAAGAGCUUGGUCCCCACCAAACUGGACAUGGAGGGGAAAUCGGCCUUCCACCUGUGUGCCAUGAAGGGGAACGUGGACUGCAUGGAGGUGAUGUUGGCCCAUGGGGCAGACGCUUUGACCACCGACGGUUCAGGUCACACCGCGUUGCACCUCUCGGCAAAACACGGCCACCCCCAGUGUGUCAGCAAGCUGUUGCAGUCUUCCUGCCAUGUUGAUGUAGCCGAUAGCCAGGGAAGGACCGCACUCCAUCAUGCAGCCAUCCAUGGGUCUAUCUCUUGUUUGGAAAUCCUUUGUGACUUCAAGGCUUCCUUGAACAUCAAGGACCAGGAUGGGGCAACUCCUCUGAUGCUGGCAGCCAAGAUGAACCAUUCGGAGCUCUGCCGCUACUUGCUACACCGAGGAGCUGCUGUUAAUGCCAGAGACCAGAAAGGCCGAACAGCCCUGAUGGUCGCUUGUGAGAAUGGCAGCGUGGAGACAGUUGAAGCGCUUAUCCACGGCGGCGCACGGGUCGGCUUGAUCGAUGCCACGGGCCGCGAUGCCGCACACUAUGGAGCCGCCACAGGCAAUGCCCUCAUUCAACAUUAUCUCCAAGAGGCUGCCCAGCGCCAUUCUUGGGCCAGUGAGGAACAAUCACCUGAUCUGUCCUCUCAGGCUUCCUCCUCCCGACAGUCCCUUUGCAAGGAGAAGAGCAACAGUCCAAGGAAGCGGAAGGCACCCCAGCCGCCCACCUGUAACCCCAACCAGGGGGAUCGGGAAGCCUACGAGGAGAUUGCGAGGUUACGGCAGGAGAGGGUUGAGUUUCUCCAAAAGAUCCGGGGAUUGGAGCAGCUCCAAGACAAACAGAAACAGGAACAGCUGGAAAUUCAGAAUGGCUCCUUGCCUAUUCUGGAGAAGCAGGUAGAGGAUCUCCAAAACCAACUGGCGGAGACGGCAAAUGAGAAGGAAAAUCUUAAGAAGGAACUGGAGGUGCUGCGAAGCCGGCUUUCAUUCUGUGAGAACGAGAAGGAAAAUACCAGCUAUGACAUUGAAACCCUGCAGGACGAAGAGGGGGAACUGCUGGAGUUUCCAGCAACUGCUGAGCUUCUCUCCAAGAAAACCUUAAGUGCCUCCACGGAAGAACUCUUAGCAACUCUGGAGGGCCAAAUAGAGUCCCUAACCCAGAAGAACAAAAAAUUAAUGGAAAAAAUACAGGUUCUGGAGAAGGACGAGAAGGACCAGAGCGAGGUUGACACUUCUGGGGACUUCAUCCCUAUCAUUUUGUACGACUCGCUCAGAUCUGAGUUCGAGAAGCUGAAAGGACAGCAGCUGGAGGCUCAGGAGCUUCUGAAGUCCCUGGAAAGCAACGGAACAGAUGGCAGCCCUCGUAAACUCGUCUCAGCAGAGGCUUACGAACAGCUGAAGGAUGAUUACGAGAAGCAAAUCACAGCCCUUAAAGAAGCUUUGGAGAAGAUCAGCCUCCCGGAUGAUCAGAUCAGAGAGAACCGAGCGACGGAAAAUAAAGCCGGAUCGGAGCCGGAAGGAAAAAGCAAAUUCAACCCAGUAACCCGAGAAGAGAUGGAGGAGCUGAUGAAUGAGCUGAGUGAGACCCAGAAGAAAUAUCAGGCAGCUUUGGCUGAAGUCAAGAUCCUUGAAGAACAGAUUGAGCUGGGCAUCUUGUCCGUGGAGGAGAAAGAAGCUACGGAGAGUUCCAGAACUGAACUCGAGACGGUCAAGGCUGCUCUGCACCAGACUCGGGAGGAGCUGAAGGAGCAAGAUCAGAAGAUGAAGGAUUUGGAAGGGCUGCUCAGGGAUCAAGAAGAAAGAGGGGCUCAAAACUGCUCCAUUAAGGCGUACGAGGAGAUGAAAGCCACCCUUGGUGCCUCCUUGGAUGCAGUGUCCCAGGAGAAAGAGGUCCUUCUAAAGAGAUGCACCUCUGCGGAAACAGAACUAAGAGAACUGAGGGCCACCUUGAAGGAGGAGAGACACGAGAUGCUUGAAGGAAGGUCUUCCGUAAGCCAGGCCCUUCAGGAGGAGACCAGCAAGCUGCGAGAGCAGCUAAAGGCCAUGACGAAGCAACACGAAGAGGUGAAGGCUCACGUCGAGGAGCUCCAAGAAGGCCGGGAGAAGCUGGAAGAGGAGCUUCAAGCGACCAAGGAGAGGCUGGCCUCUCAGUGUGUCUCCAGAGUGGACCACGAAGACAUGGUGGAGAAGUUGAAGACCGCCCUCUCCGGGGCUGAGAAGAAGCUGCUGGAGAUGAAAGAGAAGUACACCUCUACCCAAACCAAGCUGGCAGAACUUCAGAAGACCACCGAGGCUUUCAGGCGAGAGUCGGUGCCCCUGGCCGAGCAUGCCCGAGCCAAGGAGGCCUUGGAGGGCACCUUGUGGGAGUUGAAGGCCAAAGCAAAGCUGUUAGAGCAGGAGCUGAAAGCCAAAGCCCAAGAGGCCUCCCAACUCCAGGCCCAGCUGGAUGAGAUCCGUCAAGGCGCCGUUUCCAAGGAGGCCCACGAGCAGCUAAGAGUCACCUCGCAGGCUGAAAUCGAGGCCCUGAAGGCAAAGCUGAGCGACCUGGGCUGCAAACACGAACGGACCUGCACGGAAGUCUUCCAGGUGCAGCGGGAGGCCCUCUUCAUGAAGAGUGAGAAGCACGCGGCCGAGGCGCAGCUAGCCGCCGCCGAGAAGCAGUUGCAGAGCCUGAGGGCGGAGUCCGAACGUCUCCAGGAGCUGCACACCCACAUCGAGGACUCGGCCAAGCUGGUCAAAGAGAAAGACAAGAAGAUCACAGAGCUCUCCAAAGAGGUUUUCAAACUGAAAGAAGCUCUGAAGGACCUUUCAGAGCUAUCUAGUGGUGCUUCCCCUAAAGGGAUCUUCUCAUCAAAGACAGAGAGUGAACUGGACGUAGCUACCUUCCAGAGGAGAAUUAAAGAUCUGGAGCAGCAAUUGAUUGAAUCUGAGCGACGCCAUAGCAAUAUCAUCUCUUUGUACAGAGGGCACCUUCUCUAUGCUAUCCAGGGCCACAUGGAUGAAGAUGUCCAAAGAAUCCUCUUCCAGAUUUUGAAGAUGCAAAGUCUCCAAGAACAAGGCAGAUGAGACAAGGCGACUGGUCGCAGACUCGAACCCGGGGUGGGGUGGGCAGGCUGGGACAUUUCCUUGGGGAAGAAGGACAUCAAGAUCACACCAACUAUCCAGUCCAACGGUGAGCCAGGAAGGGAGUAGAGCAGCUGGAACCCAAAUGCCUUUGAAUUGCUUCACAGCAGGCAGGAAAUCCUUGGCACCGUCACUUUGCCAUGUCCACGGUGGCCAAAGCUCUCCCAGCUGAAUAUCUGCCUGCAAUCACAAUGUUAAAGGCUACAGGGUCAUAGCAAGGGGGUAGAGUAGAAAGAGAGAUGAAAGAUCUAGGGUGGGACAGGGGUGUGAUCCCUAGUGGUCAGCUGUUUAUUUCCACUGCAUCUAAUGGCAAAAAAAAUAUUGAGUCCCUAUGCUUCCUUACUGGGGAAUCUCCCGCCAAUCGGUCUCUCGGAAAACAGACUACCGGCAAGGUUGUUGUUUUGGUAAAAUGGGGGCAAAUAUGUAGUUUUGACUUCUGUACCAGGGUAUUGGUGUGUGAGUGUGUGUGUUAAAUGGUUGAGUUGAGGGUCACAUCCGCAUAAUCGAAGCCGGAUUUCUUUUUAACGUGUUUUGUAAAAACAUGCAGAAAAGGAGCAGGGCUGCAAUCUUGACUUUUUUGCCCGCCCUGCUCGUGCAGAGAAGCAGUGGGAUGGAAAUGUAGUAAUCUUUUUUUUUAACACGGAGAAAGGACAAAGUUAGUUACAGGUAGUCCUCGAUUUAUAAUCAUUUAAUGACCGGAGUUACAACAGAACUGAAAAAAAUGACAUAUGACAGUUUUUCACACUUAUGACCAUUGCAUCCUCCCCAGUCACGUGAUCAAAAUUCAGACACUUGGCUACCAUCUCGUAUUUAUGACAGUUGCAGUGUCCCAGUGUCACGCAUUCCCCUUUUGCGACCUUCUGACAAGCCAGUGGGGAAUCCAGAUUCGCUUAACGACCAUGUGACUCAUUUAACAACUGCAGUGAUUCACUUGUCAAGAACGGUCGUGAAAUGAGGCAAGAUUCACCUAACAACUGUCUCACUUAACAACAGAAAUGUUUGGCUCAAUUGUGGUCGUAAGUUGAGGACUACCUGUAUGGGAAGUCUGGGGUCCGAAAGCAAGUCACUGUAUCUGCUGAAAUAUUACAGAGUGUGAAAAACAACCCUGCCAAGAUGUUAAAUUAGGCAAAUGAGUUUAAAUUCUUAACAUUUAAUCACUGUUAAUUGUCUUUUAAAAUUGAAAUGAUUGGGAUGAAAUGCCCAAAGCUGGGAAAACUUUUAGUAGCCAGGGGGGAAAAAUGCAAUUAUAGUCUUCCAUAAUUUUAGCAUGCAUUUGAGAAUGAAUCUCAAUGGCUUAAUUUCUGGAUCAGGGUGCAAAUAAGAUAAUGGUGCAAAUAAGAUUUCCAGUCAAAUUAUGCAACUCCUUAGCCUUUCCCGUGACUUCCAAUGAAUUAUAGUAAUUUGUGCUAAAAAGUAAAAAAAGAAUCUCUUCCUGCACUGAGCAGAAUUGGA
Molecule: messenger RNA, 5170 nt
Organism: Pantherophis guttatus
Lineage: Eukaryota; Metazoa; Chordata; Lepidosauria; Squamata; Colubridae
Gene: ANKRD24
Product: ankyrin repeat domain 24
Molecular function (GO): actin binding
Source: RefSeq, a predicted model, not a curated record